UAACACAGAAGACGUCCACCAAUAAUUUCCGCAUUUUGACAAUAAAGCUAAAAAUAAAUAUUAGCAUUUCAAAAUGUGCUUAUUUUGCUUUAUCUUGCUAUCAAAACAAUUUAUCUGGAUGGGGAAUUUCAGAAAUAAAAUUAAAGCAGGAAGAUGAAAAUCCCCAGCCAUUUCCGAUAAAAUCAGUUCGCCUUUCCGUAAUAUGUAUCAAAGAAUUUCUACUACGAGACAUGGUACUCCUGUCCCAAAACGAAUCGCUUCAUCAUGAAAAACUUUGGGAUGCUAUAGUCGUCUACAAUCAAAAUGACAAAGACAAGGCCAAAGAAUUUAUAUCAUACUUAAAGACAGACGUCCUCAGGGAGGAAACAAGUUUCCAGAUUGCUUUGUUUGAUGACCCUCAGAUUUCUAGCCUGGAGGAGGCAUUCCUGACCAGUUCUGCUACAUUUGUAUUUCUGACUAAAGAUUUCUGCGAAUGUGACUGGCCGGUGUUUUCAAGCAAUCGAGUGGUGAUGGAGUCACUUUAUACAAAAUCACCUUGCACUAUUGUGCCUGUAAUUUUACCGAAUGAUUUGAAUGGGAAUCUAAAAAUUCCAAUGGGUUUAAAAUGCAUGAAACAACUUCGACUGAAUUUUGAAGAUGAAUUUGUCAAAGAAAGUGUUUAUAGAUUUUUGACGGUCAAAAUUCGACAGCGUCUAUCAAAAAUAACAGAACAUUGAAUACAUGGGCGAUUCAUUCCGUGAAAUUCUUAAAAUCGUAACUAUGGCACGAAAUAUUAAUUGCAAAUCUCUGGCAUUACUAACCUACUAAAAAUGGCAGCAAAAUAUUGCAGAACACUAUGUAAUAUUCAUUUAACUAAUUUUUUGUGAUUUAAGAUAUACAUAUAUUUAAUAGCUUUAUAUAUUUAUGCUACUGUAUUUAUAACUAUUAAAAUGUGUUUAAAAACAGAAACCAA
This is a messenger RNA of Ostrea edulis (European flat oyster), 952 nucleotides long. RefSeq lists its product as uncharacterized. The coding region runs from base 231 to 716 and encodes 161 amino acids. The record is from RefSeq and is a predicted model, not a curated record. The transcript has 2 exons. Lineage: Eukaryota; Metazoa; Mollusca; Bivalvia; Ostreida; Ostreidae.